ACAAAUCCCAUGGAUCUGCUUUAAAUCACUCAGAAGACAACGCAGGCAGAGCAUAGCGCUGCACAUCUACGCAUCCUUCCAUUUCUUAAAUUAGCCACAUUAAGCUUCGAGAUACCGCCACCAAUUUCAGUGUCGGUACGGAGCCGCCAGGCCGGGACUGAGACGGAGAGAGAGCCCUCGGCCAUGGAAGCGCUCGGACCCGGCCCGCCUGCCCCUACCUCCCUCUUCCAGCCACCACGCCGACCUGGCUUGGGUACGGUGGGGAAGCCGAUUCGCCUGCUGGCCAAUCACUUCCAGGUGCAGAUCCCCAAGAUCGAUGUCUACCAUUAUGACAUCGACAUCAAGCCUGAAAAGCGACCUCGAAGGGUCAACAGAGAGGUGGUAGAUACAAUGGUGAGACAUUUUAAGAUGCAGAUCUUUGGGGACAGCCAACCUGGUUAUGAUGGCAAGAGGAAUAUGUACACGGCUCACCCGCUACCCAUCGGGAGAGACAGGGUGGAUCUGGAGGUAACAUUGCCAGGUGAGGGGAAGGAUCAGACCUUCAAGGUGUCUCUGCAGUGGGUGUCAGUGGUGAGUCUGCAGAUGCUGUUGGAAGCUCUGUCUGGUCACCUGAAUGAGGUUCCUGAGGACUCUGUACAGGCUUUGGAUGUAAUCACUCGCCACCUGCCCUCCAUGCGAUACACUCCCGUAGGUCGUUCCUUCUUCUCUCCACCAGAGGGGUACUAUCACCCGCUGGGAGGUGGGAGGGAGGUGUGGUUUGGCUUCCAUCAGUCUGUCCGUCCAGCAAUGUGGAACAUGAUGCUCAACAUAGAUGUGUCUGCCACAGCCUUCUACCGAGCCCAGCCCGUCAUUGAGUUCAUGUGUGAGGUUUUGGACAUCCAGAACAUCAACGAGCAGACAAAGCCCCUCACAGAUUCACAACGUGUCAAGUUCACCAAGGAGAUCCGAGGACUGAAAGUGGAGGUCACACAUUGUGGUCAGAUGAAGAGGAAGUAUCGUGUGUGCAACGUAACACGUCGCCCAGCCAGCCAUCAGACAUUUCCUUUGCAGCUCGAGAACGGACAGGCUAUGGAGUGCACGGUUGCACAGUAUUUCAAGCAAAAGUACAGCCUGCAACUCAAAUACCCCCAUCUGCCCUGCCUCCAGGUGGGGCAGGAACAGAAGCACACCUACUUACCCCUUGAGGUUUGUAAUAUUGUGGCAGGACAGCGUUGUAUAAAGAAACUAACAGAUAAUCAGACCUCCACAAUGAUCAAAGCUACAGCCCGCUCAGCCCCAGACCGACAGGAAGAGAUCAGCAGACUGGUGAAGAGCAACAGCAUGGUGGGCGGGCCCGACCCUUACCUGAAAGAGUUCGGCAUCGUAGUGCAUAACGAUAUGACAGAGGUGACCGGGCGGGUCCUCCCAGCGCCCAUGCUUCAAUAUGGGGGCCGGGUGAGUACAGACACUGGGAGGGACUGUAGCAGGGGACUCUCUCCUCAGAACAAGACGGUGGCCACUCCCAACCAGGGUGUCUGGGACAUGAGGGGAAAGCAGUUUUAUGCGGGUAUAGAGAUCAAGGUGUGGGCCGUGGCCUGCUUCGCCCCUCAGAAACAAUGCCGGGAGGAUCUGCUCAAGAGUUUCACUGACCAGCUGCGCAAGAUCUCCAAGGACGCAGGGAUGCCCAUCCAAGGCCAGCCCUGCUUCUGCAAGUAUGCCCAGGGAGCAGACAGCGUCGAGCCAAUGUUCAAGCACCUCAAAAUGUCUUACGUGGGACUACAGCUCAUUGUGGUCAUUCUGCCUGGAAAAACGCCUGUCUAUGCGGAGGUGAAGCGUGUGGGAGAUACUCUGCUGGGAAUGGCCACUCAGUGUGUGCAGGUGAAGAACGUGGUGAAGACAUCCCCUCAGACACUGUCCAAUCUCUGCCUCAAGAUCAACGCCAAACUGGGAGGCAUCAACAACGUGCUGGUGCCGCAUCAGAGGCCCUCCGUGUUCCAGCAGCCAGUCAUCUUCUUGGGGGCAGAUGUCACUCACCCUCCUGCUGGUGAUGGUAAGAAACCAUCAAUUGCGGCUGUGGUGGGAAGCAUGGAUGGGCACCCCAGCCGCUACUGUGCCACUGUUCGAGUGCAGACCUCGCGCCAGGAUCUGUCCCAGGAACAGCUUUUCAGCCAGGAGGUCAUCCAGGACCUAACUAACAUGGUGCGAGAGCUGCUCAUUCAGUUCUACAAGUCAACACGUUUCAAGCCCACACGCAUCAUCUACUACCGUGGAGGAGUGUCUGAGGGACAGAUGAAGCAGGUUGCAUGGCCAGAGCUGAUCGCCAUUAGGAAAGCAUGCAUCAGUCUAGAGGAAGACUACAGACCGGGAAUCACCUACAUCGUAGUGCAGAAGCGCCACCACACCCGACUCUUUUGCUCUGACAAAGCCGAGAGGGUCGGUAAGAGUGGCAAUGUCCCAGCAGGCACUACGGUGGACAGCACCAUCACACACCCCUCAGAGUUUGACUUCUACCUGUGCAGCCAUGCUGGUAUCCAGGGCACCAGUCGUCCCUCGCACUAUCACGUCUUGUGGGAUGACAACUGUUUCACGGCUGAUGAACUGCAGCUGUUGACCUACCAGCUGUGCCACACCUAUGUGCGCUGCACCCGCUCCGUCUCCAUCCCCGCACCAGCCUACUAUGCCCGGCUUGUGGCAUUCCGUGCCCGCUACCACUUAGUGGACAAAGACCAUGACAGUGCUGAGGGCAGUCACGUAUCAGGACAGAGUAAUGGCCGGGAUCCUCAGGCUCUGGCUAAGGCGGUCCAGAUUCACUAUGACACCCAGCACACCAUGUACUUCGCCUGAUGUCCACCAGCAGGAGACGCACCUCUAAACUCCUCCUUCAAUCUCUCUCUUUCUCUUCCUUUAUCUCUAUCGCGUCUUCAUCUGCAGCAAAGCAGUUUUAAAGCCAGGGGGCCCAUCUGUCAGUCCAGUUGAAAUUAUGGUCUGCCCCGAAGAACCAACUUUUACCAGCAGUCCUGCACUGAGAGGCUUCCGACCUCCAAUGCACAGAAAAGAAAAAAAAAUCCAAUGGAGCCAUUUUUAACUUUUUAUUUGUUUGAUUUUUGAAUGUCUUUUUAAUUUGUAAUAUACACUGAGUGUGAGCAAACCUGCGCCAUUGGUCAGGGCAGCUCUGGCUCUCUCAGCUAAGCUGGACUCUGUCUACUUUUACCUCAAGCCGCCAUUGGCUCAAUCUUGUCAUGUCUUUUGGGGAGGGGUGGGGGCUUGCAUGUAAGUGAGGGGAGGGGUUGACUUGGAUGGAUUAGUUUUUUCUCCUUUUUAUGAUCGUAUUUGGACUCUCCUCUCAGUCUUAUACAAACGAGGUGACCUGAGUAUACAUGCCCAUUACCUGCUCCCAUUGUGUGUGUAUUUGUGUGUGAAGUGCUUGGGGGGUGAAUGGAGGAUUGUGUAUGCAUGUUUGUAAUGUGUGUGUGUGUGUGUGUGUGUGUGUGUGUGUAUUCAUAUUCAUGUCUCAUGGCAGGCCACUGAAUUGUAAAGGGAAAUCUAGGAGCAAACUGCUGUAAAUGCGUCUUUUUUUUAAUAUAUAUAUAUAUAUAUAUAUAUAUAUAUUAACACACAGAUAUAUAAAAAGUAUAUAAAUAUUUACAACUCUAUAAGCAUAUUCCAUUUGACUGUUUAACAGGCUUUCAUAAGCUGGUGGUUUUGUGUAGCAGUAGCAUUACCCAUAGUCUCCUCUGCUUGACUGUUGGGAGUGUUGGACCUGGGUUAACAAGGCGUGGUACAGGUGCCAUUCCGCCUGUGGCAAGACUUGAAACACAUAUGUCUUGUUUGAAUGGUUAAUUUACAGGGUUUAAAGGUAUGGCCAUUGCACAGCUACGGGCGUAGCGCUAGCGUUGUUCUGGCGGCACUGUCUGAAAGGCUAGGCAUGCAACAUACAGCACUCUCCCUUUUAUGCAUUUAUACAUAAGAUUCAAAUCAGAUUUGUAAGAAUUUAAUAUAAAGGUUUUUUUUAGUUUUCUUUUUUUUUGGUAAACUUUAGAGUAGAUAAUCGUCGUUUUUGUCGUUAAAGAUUAUAUUGAUCAGUUGUCUGAAAAUCAGUUGUUACUAAUUAAUCCAGGAGUCAUAGUGGUCGUAAACAAAGAAUAAAUUUUUUUUUCAUAUAGCUUAAGUUCUUGUAGCUGUUGUGGCUGUGGAAAUCAGGGCCCAAAUGCUUUGGUUUGUCCUUUUACAAGUUUUGAUCAAAGUUUGAGUUUUAGCUUAUUUCUAUACCAAGCGCAUCGACUAAUGACAAAAAGAGGAGUGACAAAUUAGACUUUUGGGGGGAAUACUAGCAAUGUUCAACAGUUCUAUGAAUUUUACACUUAAAAGUGUGUUUAUUACUUCUGUGUGUGUGUAUGAACUUGAAUCUGUAAUAUAAAUCAGAAUGACUUUGUUUUUGUUUUUCUCUCCACGUAUACAAGAUAGGACACCAUACAUUUAAGACACACAAGCAUAAGCACUGCCUUUGGACUGAACAGCACAGUCAGAAGAUACUAGACCUAACUCCAAGAUGGUGUGGUUCGAAGGGACUCCAGCAUGCACGCCUCUUCAGGGGGACUGCUCUGCAAAAACCAUUUUGUAAUAAACCAUCCGUUAAACAGCAGGUUUGCUAUGAAUGAGUUUGAGCACCAGCCUGUUGGUGGCGUGGACGCUGGGCCCAUGAAAGAAGUGGGCAAGAGCAUCACAUGCAAUAAGCUGGAUUUUAGCAUUGGACAUGUCGAAUGCUAAAUAGGUUACUUUUGAAGUCAUGGCUUCCAGAUAAUACCGCGUUUGACUGUAGUAUACGUGUCUUUUUUAGGCAGUUUACUAAAUUGUUACAUGGCAUUAAUUCCAGUUUCUAUCAUGAUAUCAUUGCAAAGCAAUAUAACCUGAAAUUUAGAACAAUUUUAAAGCUGUAAUACUUUUCGUCAAUGUGGCUGUUGGUUGAAUUCUUAUUGCCGUUUUUGUUUAUGUACUUAUUUUGCUUGUAUCAAUCAGUGGGGACGUGCAUAUGUGGACUAGCUCUUUAGACUCUGUGGACAAUUUCAAAUUUAUACUGUGCUUGCCUGCAUGCCAGAGUAUUGCUCUAAUCUCUUAUAAAAUAUUUAUUACGACACAGAGAAUUUUUGUUUUCUAUUUGUAAUUCAAUACAGUGAGACUGUUUUGAGUAGCGAUGUUGUCCAGUCUCUUUUACAAGAUUUUAAAAUUCCUCCAAAUGCCAGUAACUCGUCGAGGGCCUGAUGUGGGUGCAGAAGGGGUGAGGGGCACCAGUCUUUUGGGAGCUCCACCCAAAACGAGGUACUUUCUUCAAUCACAGGGCUGCUAAGACUGUGGCUGAGUUUGGAAUGGCGUACUACCAUACUACUCUUACUAUCCUGCCAUUGACGCAAAUGGCAAAAGUAGUAUGGAUGGUAUGCCAUUCCGAACUCAGCCUGUCUUCCUCACCCCUUCCUUUCUUCGCCUGCUGUCUUGUUCCCUCUUUGCUCUCCGGCUCUCCAGUGCUGUGGCACCGCCCUGGUGGCACCUCCACACGUGCACUUCCUCUCUGCAUGUGGUGGGCCCGAGGGUUCACUGCACAAGGAUUACCUCCUAACUUUUUUUUUUUUUUUUUUUACUCUCUGCCCCAAUUUAAAGAGAGCAUGAGUUUUUUUUUUUUUUAUUAAUAUUAUUAUUCCUAUUUGAUAUAUAUGGCUUUGUUAUUUGAAAAUUGUGUAUUGUAAUUAAAAAAAAAAAAAAAAAAACAUUAUUUUCUCUUACUGGUGCGUAGCCUUUUUGUGCUGUUCUUUUCUCGUGUUCUGAGCUGUGUGAUUUGUCCAAUAGCAAUAGUGGGCACUCUUUCUUUGACCUGCUGGGGAAUUACUCCGGACUCCUGUAGCUUCUAUCCAAGUGUCCUGUCAGUUGCUGUAUUGCUUUGACAUUUUAAAGAAAAUCUCCCCUUUUUUUUUAGCCUGCAGGGAAUAUGUGUUAUUGUGUAAAGUAAUAAAUUGGUAUUUUACGCCCAAAACACA
Molecule: messenger RNA, 6005 nt
Organism: Myxocyprinus asiaticus (Chinese sucker)
Lineage: Eukaryota; Metazoa; Chordata; Actinopteri; Cypriniformes; Catostomidae
Product: protein argonaute-4
Exons: 18
Coding region: 184-2823 (879 amino acids)
Molecular function (GO): protein binding; RNA binding
Source: RefSeq, a predicted model, not a curated record